This is a messenger RNA of Oldenlandia corymbosa var. corymbosa, 1026 nucleotides long. NCBI's taxonomy places the organism in Eukaryota, Viridiplantae, Streptophyta, Magnoliopsida, Gentianales, Rubiaceae. The record is from the annotation of a GenBank genome assembly.
AUGGGUGCGGAGACUUGGAGCUUGACGGCGAAGCCGUGUGAUUCAUGCAAAUCGACGUCGGCCAGCGUGUUCUGCCGUGCUGACUCGGCGUUCCUUUGCAUGGGAUGCGAUUCCAAGAUCCACGCCGCCAACAAGCUGGCUUCCCGGCACGGCCGGGUCUGGGUUUGCGAAGUCUGCGAGCAAGCUCCGGCGAUAGUGACGUGCAAGGCGGACGCGGCGGCGCUCUGUGCCGCCUGCGACCGCGACAUCCACUCCGCGAACCCGCUCGCCCGGCGCCACGAGCGGCUUCCGGUGGUCCCUUUCUUCGACUCCGCCGCAGCAGCCAGAUGUAACGGGUCAUCUUCCGAGGAGAAAUGUUUCCUGGAUGUUAGCAGCGAGGCGGAGGAAGCGGAAGCGGCGUCGUGGUUGUUGCCGAAUCCCAAGGACACGGUGGAGCCGGAUAGUCCGGAGUAUAAAACUGCGGAUUAUUUGUUUAGCGAUAUGGAUCCAUAUUUGGACAUAAACAUGAUAUCCGGCGACCAGAAGCCGAAUAUCGGGCAUUAUCAACACCAUGACCACCUCCACCAGAACACCGACGGGGUUGUGCCCGUCCAGAGCAAAAACGAUCCGACCCAUUUCCAAGGCCCGGUGGUGGAUGGAUUCCCUACAUAUGACAUGGAUUUUACUGGAUCUAAACCCUACAUGUACAACUUCAGCUCUCAAUCCAUCAGCCAAAGUGUUUCUUCGUCUUCCAUGGAAGUAGGUGUGGUCCCAGACCAUAACGCCAUGGCUGACGUUUCAACCAACUUCGGAAGGAGUGACAGUAUUCCGAGCGCAAUCUCAGGGGUUGAUAGAGAGGCAAGAGUAUUGAGGUACAGGGAGAAAAGGAAGAACAGGAAGUUCGAGAAGACGAUCCGGUAUGCAUCCAGGAAGGCUUAUGCGGAAACCCGACCCAGAAUUAAAGGAAGGUUUGCAAAGCGGACGGAAGUGGAAAUCGAGUCACUCCUGUCGGCGGACGCCUCCUAUGGUGUAGUUCCGAGUUUCUAG